GUCCGUAAAUCCCUGAGAGGAGGAGCAGAGAGCUUGGAGCCUGGCUGCUGUCAGUGGUGCCCAGUGCCAGGACAGGAGGCAGUGGGCACAAACUGGGGUACAGGAGGCUCAAUCUGACCAUCAGGAAGCACGUCUAUGCUGGGCAGGUGCCAGAGCAUUGCCACAGGGACUCCAGGAUUGUGGGUCUCUUCCUUGGGGAUCUUCAGAAGCUGCCUGGAUGUGGUGCUGGGUGUCCCUGCUGGAGCAAGGGUUUGACCAGAUGGACCCAGAGGUCCUUUCCAGCCUCAACCCGCCUGUCCUUUUGUGACUUUGUGUUUGCUUGCACUUAAGGUGGUUUAUAUUUUUAAGAGAUUAAUUCAGGGGAAGAGCUUCAGACCCUUAGAGAGAUGUUAAGGCACGGUUUAGGCAACAGGGUAUAGUGGGGCAGGGGAUUUCAGGGGGGAGCUGAAUGUUGGGGUUUGAGUUCCAUGUAAUGUGCGUUGUGUGUGGUGGUUGAUAGGAGUAUGUCUGGACGUAAUUUGUGAUGGAAGGCUUUAUAUUCACUUCUCUUUGAUUAUGAGUACAAAGCCUGUAGGCUUCAUUGUGGCCUAUAGGCUUUGGAUAUCUGCAAACCUUGCUUUAAAGGUUGGCAUCCAUUGCUUUCAGAUGGGGUUUUUUAUUCAGUACUAAAUCUGGAGAGAUUUAAACUAAAUCUGUCUGCUUCAGGGGUCUCCUGGGCUAUGGUAGCAUUUACUACAGCUGCAAUAGGAAGAUCAAAACUUGACAUGUUUCUGCAUGUCUUUAGGUUUCCAACUGGCCUUUGUUUAGAGAAAAGGGAGAUGUGAUUCUGACCAGGGAGAGAAAAUCAGUGCUAAAGAUGGCAAAAUGUUACCCAUUCAUGCUGUACCAUUCUUAAAAGGGAACUUCUGCUCAUGAGGGUUACAUAAAAUAACUUCCUAAAGAGUAUUAUUUUAAAAAUAAUCCCCACUCCAUCAGCUACUUUCUGGUGUGUGUUUGCUUUCAGAGCCUUUCACAUAGAUUCCAAGUACAGAAAUGAAGGCAGGAGUUUCCUUAGAAGUGUGAUGCUAGUGAGUUGGAUCUAAUCUUCUCUGGAGGAGCUUGCAUAACAGUAAGAAAUCUGACUUGGGCUGCCUCAGUAAUCCCUACGUAGUCAGUGUGGAGAGUUAGCUGCUGCUUAGGCAAUGAGGGAUGGAGGAGCUGCCUUAUGAAGAAGUUCAGUUAGGUGCCUGCUGUGGGAAUGGCCUGAGGAGUCCCGUUUGCUGGAGGGCUGGUAAAUAAUACUGCUUGGGGGAGUCCUGAACAGUUUUCUGCUGAAGUGUAGGAUGUGCAGGUGCUUCAUAUAAAGAAAAUAAUAAUAAAUGCUUACUUCAGUUAUAAAUUACAGCUUGUUCUUUACUGGCUUUGUGCUAGGAAAAUUGCUGGGCUCCACCAGGUGUUAGUGACUCAUACUCCAGAAGAUUUGAUAUGUGCUUAAUCAAAAGGCACAAAGACGUUGUCAGAGUUCAGGACCUGAGUUCAAAGGCCUGCCACGUAAAGUCCAGUGCACAUACUUUGGGCAGCUAAUCAUAAGCAAACAGAAAGGGGCCAGAGGAGGAAACGCCUCUCAGAAGUCUCUGUAGGUAAUAACUGAGAGUGACACACAGCUCUUUGCUUCGGUGAGGAGCAGGGUGUUAGCUGAGCGAACGUGCCUUCAGGCCGUGUGAAUGGGAGGUGUGGAACCAGUGAAGGCAUCUCCAGCCAUUUUGCUCUCAGAUAUCCUAAGGUUUGAGCCUCCACAUCUGUGCUGGGAGGUGAUGGGAGCUGCACUGUUGGUCUUCUGGCAUCUUGUGCUGAGUGCUCAUGGCGUGUCUGAAGGACAGAUCUCCUGUGUGAUCUGAAUGUACCAGGUUGUCCUCAUGAGUACUCCAGUGGAGAAUGUCCAUGAUCUUCUUUGCCUGUGUGGUGCGGGUGAGAGACGGUCUUCCCCUCUCAGCCUCCACAGACUUUCAUUUCAACCAGGACUUUCUGGAAUGCAGAAAGAAAUUGAAGGCAUUAUCCUCAGUUCUGGCACGGUAUCCAAGUCGAGGCACAGCAAAAGGACGUGACCUUAGCAUACAUUUCCUGUCUUCUGGGGAGAUUGCCUGCAUGGCCAUCUGUUCCAGCAGUUACUCAACCAUCAUGGCAUUUUGCUUCCUGGAAGAGCUUCAAUGGGCAUUUGCUGCUUCCUAUGACACAACGAGCAUCAAUUUAGCUUCCAGACCGUAUGCUUUUCUUGAAUUUGAUAAUGCCAUUCAGAAAGUAAAACACCGCUUUAACUACAUGAGUGGCUCUGCAACGAAGGUCAGCUGGGAGAAGGUGGAGGAAGAGCUGAGGUUGCAGCCCCCUGUUCAGCUGAAGCUGGAGGAUGCAGAGCUGAUGAAUGGGAUGGCUAAUGGUGGGCAUGCAGGAGUGCAUGUGGAGGUUGCCCCUGCUUACAGAAUGCAGCGUGUGACCCCCCUGGGCAUUCUGUCACUUGUUCUGAACAUCAUGUGUGGAGCUCUGAAUCUCAUCCGAGGAGUUCACCUGGCAGAGCAUUCCUUUCAGGAGGACUAUGAAGGAAUUGGAAAUGUGGUAGCAUUUUUUCUACCUUUUCUAGCCUGUGUUUUUCAGUGUUAUUUGUACCUAUACUACAGCUCAACGAGGAAGGUGAAGACAUUUGUACUCUUUUUCUCUGUUUGUUUAUGCAAUAUUUACUUGUAUGGAUUACGGAAUCUCUGGCAGAUAGCCUUUCACAUAGGAGUGGCAUCUCUUUCCUCCUACCAGAUACUGACAAGGCAACUUAUGGAGAAACAACCUGACUGUGGAGUAUGAAAAAGACUUUGGGUUCGCAACUCUCUUUUUACCAUUUUCUUUUAUUUUGUAUUAAAAUGGCCAAAAAUAGCUUGGAGUAUUUUUAAAUAUUUCUGACUGCAAGGAGGAUGUUUCAAAGCAACAUGAAGUACAGUAGUAUCCUGUUGUAACGUUAUUCACACGGUGAAGAAUUCAGCUGUGUUCCACAUGAUGUGUGGUAAUUGUGCAUGAUAGAUUUUGUCAGGUGUCAUCAAUGAGUCGAGGUUCUCCUUACCAUAAGCAGGCUCUUACUACUUGACUAACACCAUCCAGACUGCAUUUUGCCAUCUGUCUCGCUGGCUUUGUGACAGUUUGGCAGCCCAAUGUCUUGGCCUGCCAAUGCUUCUGAAAAUAUUAAAAACGUAUAGUAAAGUGAAGGUAAAGUGGUGGGUGACAUUUUUGUCUAUAGAAUUUAUUAAACAUUAAGAUUCUUGGUAAAUGUAAGGAAAAGAGUAGUUUGCCAUAGUUAGGUGAGUUCAUUAUCAGUGGGAAAAAGUGUUAGGAUGAGAUUCAGGGUAUAUUUUUCCUGGGUUUUGAAGAAGGAAAGGAAAAGACUGGCUUCUUUAAAAACCCUAGAGGCUAUAAAUAUCUCCUGGCUAAACAGCGCAUUGUCAUUAACUGUGGGCUUAUUGUUUAAUCCCAAAUGUGCUUAGGGCAGCAUAAAGUGAACCAAGCGAAUACAAGUGACCUUUCAGCUCAGGUGGCCUUUAUUUCCUUGGUUAAGGUCACUCACUGUAAGGGCAGUUCCAUGUUUGCUUGGUCUGUACAGAUAAUAAACCUUCCAAGCCUCCUUAAGACAGACCACUGACUCCUUCACCUUUAGAACGAAGUAUAGCUUCUGAGUUGAAAGCCAUCUCCAGUAAUGGAGAGCAAGAGCAGGUUCUCUUUUUUUUAAUCUGAAACACCUUUAGGUAAUGGUGUUGAGUUCUUACCCUAAGAUGAACUUAUGAGCGUGCAAGUUUGGAUGUAGUACUUAGGAGCUGAGUUUCUUCACCUCUGCUGCACUGGAUAUUCCUGUACGUGAUGCAGUUUGGCACGUAUAUGAACACGUAAGGCUGCCUGUGCUUAAAAAAAGCACAGCAUUUUGAUGCCACUGUCCCUGAAGGAUUGUCAAAACUCAAACUGAAAAGAUACAGGGAACUGUAGGUGUGUUAUUGUCCAGUUAUGGGUCUAGCUCUUCUCUUUUAUUAUUUUUUUUUCUUAUAAGCCUAUUUCCUGGUGACCCCAUUUCCUCCAUGAAAAGUCUUUCACCAAAGAUAUCUUUUCUUCUCUCUUAGUUUCUACCUCUGGUGGUUGCAGAGAGAUGAACACCAUGCAGAGUUUUCUUCCUGAGUUUGCAGGAAUGCACAGCAGAAUAACUUUCUUGCAUAUCUGUGAAUUUCCCUGGAAUCUCAUGCCAGCAUUGCAAGUGUCAGUGGGCUGCUAGACCAGAAAUGUGUAGCACCUUGGAAGCACUUCUUUGAUUCUUCUGACUACAACCUGCAGUCCAUUAUAACCUGAAUGAUUUCUGAGACAUAAUGGUAGCAGAGUUUUUUCAGAAGUAAAAUAGAAGCAUUUCUCUUCCAUCUCAUGCUGGCCAAUUACUGUCACAAUAAAUAGUGAGAUCCUUUAAAGUGCUUGGAAGUAUGUAGUAGAGAUGAUGGAGAAAGAUUUCGGCCAGCCAGUUAGGAACACUGCUAAGGCCAUGUGCUGUAAGGGGGUGGGUUAACAUUGGUUCUCUGUCAUAUGCUCUGGCAGAAAACUGGAGCUAAGUGGAAGAUGAAGCCAGUGUUGAGCCAUUGUCCUUUUGGCACCCGGGGGUCCCCACAGAUAUGGAGGUUUUAGAGCUGUCAGAUUCGGUUUCCAUGCUGGUCAGUCCCAGUUUUACUUAGAGAGGAGCUCUUUCAGUGCGAUUGGAGGCUGCAGGGAACUAAGAAAUGCAGCUGGAUUACAAGUAAUUCAAGUAAUUACAAAGUAAACCAUCAAAAAACCCAACCAGCCCAACCCCUGACCUCCAUAUUGUCUCCAGAAAGCUUGAAAACAUAAAAAAAAAUCUCUUAGUAGAAAUGAAUGCUUUGCUAACCCAGUUUGGUGGAGACAGCUGUGCCCAUGGGAGGCAACUGGAACUGGAUGGCCUUUCAAGUUGCUUCCAACCCAAGCCAUGUUGUAAGUCUAAGGAAGAUAGUGGCUCUGACACGUUUUUGGUUGCCUAGGGUGUGAACUGGCAAUCAGCCUACUGGCUAACCAUGGGGAUCUCACCCUGAGGGGAAAGGAUAAAGCAUUUCCUACUACAGAAACUUAGUGAAAGGGACCUCAGUGACAUCCUCAGACUCCCAUUUCCUCCCCUUUUCGCCUCCAUCAGCCUUGAGAAUCCAAAAGAGCUGUUCUGGUUCUCCAUAGGCUUCAGUAAAGCUGGUUUGCUGUCACAUAAGGCAUGCAGAUCACAGCCAGGGCAUGGGGCCAGGGAACCAUUAUCUUCUUUGUGUUUCACAUCCCACUAUUUAGCUGACAGGAAGAAACUGUAAUACUCCUGAUGGCUCCUGAGCAUCUGUCUGCUUUAUGAUAAAACAAAUGCAUCCAGGUGAUGUGUGCAAUAGCUCACUUCAGUGAGAAGGGUAGAACAAGGUGUUAAGAAAGCUCUUGUAAUUAACCUAAUUAGAGUUGAUAAGAGAUUAAAUUCAGCUUUCCUUUAAUGUUUUCUUCCUGAGAACCUUUUGUCAAAUGAAAUCAGUUGGUGCAAUUCUACCCUCAUGGAAAUGCUUUUGUGGAACGGAUAGAGGAUGCGACUGGAUCUCCUCUGAACAGACAAAGCUCUGGUUUGCUGCAAGGCUUAAUCCCUUUACAACCUUUGAUUUUUCCUUAUUAAGCCAUAUUAAGGAAUCUCUGUGCAUUCACAUGAGCAUCGUAUCUGUGUACGUUGCAGGUGUGGGUUUUGAUUUGGGUACAAGGAAGAGCAAAUGUUGUUUGACCCAACUUCUGUUUUGUGUUGCUAUUUAGAAUGGCUUCUGUAUCCAUAUGGCAUUGACACAGUUAAACCUUUUCCUCCAGCAAAACAGCAGGAGGACUAGCAUAGCUUACACUGAUUUCAGUGCUUUAAGAUUUAAUAAAAAGGAAUGACUUGCAGUUUGAGUACAUGAAAUCUGACUCAUAGCCUGGGAUUACGGCUGUGUUGAAUCAAAUCCCCAAACAGGAAUCCAUCCCUUUUUGUUCAAGCUGUUGAACGCAGGUUGACUUGUAUCUCCUUAACUCUGCCAGUUUGUGAGUCCCUGGGAGGUUCUUCUCCUCGCCCAGCAGCACAGCGUGAGAAAAUUGGCACAGAGGAAACUUCAUUAAUUUAAAGAUUUGCAGCGCGUGGUCACUUUAUGAAACCGAUUUCCUGUUCUUUUUUCUCCUCCUCUUGAAUACCUGCUAAGUUUAUAGAAGGUGGGCUGGUACCUUUUUAGACGUUUUUGCACUGUAUUAAUAAUUAAACCUGUGUAAAUGUGUAUAAAAUCAUUUUGCAUGUUUAUGUAUAUAUGUACAUAACUAAUAAAUGGCUUUUUUUUUUUUU
This is a messenger RNA of Gallus gallus (chicken), 6376 nucleotides long. RefSeq names its product SEC22 homolog C, vesicle trafficking protein (gene SEC22C). NCBI's taxonomy places the organism in Eukaryota, Metazoa, Chordata, Aves, Galliformes, Phasianidae. The record is from RefSeq and is a predicted model, not a curated record. The coding region runs from base 1915 to 2829 and encodes 304 amino acids. The transcript has 9 exons. Gene Ontology annotation, biological process: endoplasmic reticulum to Golgi vesicle-mediated transport.